AUGGAGGGUAAGAUUCGUGGUCUCGAUCUCGAGAGAGAGUUGACUUGCUCGAUUUGUACCGAGGUACUUUACGCUCCACGAACUCUCCUCGAUUGUCUGCAUACUUUUUGUGGCUCCUGUUUGAAGGAAUGGUUUGCCUGGCAAUUGAGCUCGUGGCGCGCCACUUCCAGCACCAUCUUACCAGAUUCGACGCCGUAUACCUGCCCAUCAUGUCGUGCGCCAGUACGAGAUACCAAACACAACUCAUCCGUUACGACUCUGCUGGAAAUGUUUUUGGCGGCAAAUCCUGGAAAAUGUAGGUCGCCCGAAGAGCUGGUAGAACUUCAAAAAUACUAUUCAAUCGGCGAUCAUGUCCUACCCAAAGAGACAGAAAGAAAGCGAAAAACAUUGCGAGAGAGACAAAUCGAAGAAGCUGAUAGGAGAAUGGUUGACGAAGUCCGCCAGCUAAGUUUACGAGAGGUUGGCAUGCAAGCUCCACAAACCAGGAGAGAUCAUGAGAGAUAUCAAAAUCAAAGAUUGCUAGAGACUAACUCACGAAGAAAUCAGGAUGAACCUGGCUCAAGAGAACGAAAUCCAGAACGACACAGUCGACAUAGCUCUUCACACUCCAACACGACUUCUCAUCAAAGUAGGCGAAGUACUGAAGAGCGAUCCUAUAGACACGAAGACUCAAACCGCACAAUUAAUCAACAACAUAAUCAUCAGUCACACAGCUCGCUAUUAAGCUCGUCUGAUGUCGAUUCUAAAAAAAUAGAAGAGGAAAUAUUACGUCAGAUUAGAGAGGAAGGCCUUCUAGAUGGAAUUGACUUGGAAAAUAUUGACGUACGCCAGGAAGAUUUAAUUAGCGAAAGAAUCGCCGAGGCUUUUCGGAGGCGGCAGAAUGAACGAGCUAGGAAAGAACCAACGACAAGCCACUUUACUGCCAGUAGUAGGGAUAGAAAUAUUUCCCUACCCGAGCCGCCCGAUAAAUCGGGUCAUGAACAAUUUCAAUCAGCUACAAAAACACAAUAUAACCGCUCUAAAACCUCGAAUAAUACAAACGUAGGUUCUCAUGCGAGGCAAAGUAGACCACCUCCGUCUAUAAGUGUCGCACAGGCAGCACAUUUAGAGGUUCACUCCAGUGAUGAGUAUAGUCAAAAGCAUUGCCACGCCGGGCGCAGUAAUAAAAAGAAUUCGGAACUCAGCCCUACUAGUAUGCGCUCAUCAAGACCAAUAACCAAGUCAGCGUAUGACUUACGGGCUCGAUCAAAUGUUACCCUCUCUCAAAAUCCUUGGCCAGCUACGUCGAAAUCAUCGCAAAGCAGUAUUGAUUUAACUACUCCUGGGCCUACAUCUUUUGCCGUUACAGACCUACGCCCAAGACCGAUGCGCCGUAGAUGUAACUCGGGUUCACAAAGUACUGAUGCGCUUCAGAAGGACGGGUUCUCUAAUUGCAAAGAGCAAAGGCGCCAAGAGCCGCCUAUUUCUAGCUCACUACCUCCAUCAAAAUCUUCGGUAAACGGUACUUCAGAGGAAAUGAAUCUUGUACCGGCACCCCUCUCUUUCCGAAAGACACUGCCAGAUAAUCUUAAUACUCAAUCCUAUGUGCACUCUAGACCUUCAUCUUCUUCUUCUAACUCGCGCAAUCGAUCGCCCCUAUUCAAAGAACCACUCAUAAACUGUGCAAGAUGUUCAAAGCCACGAAUUGAGUACGAAUGGCAUUAUAACUGCGGUAUAUGCCUGGGUGGCUACUACAAUGUCUGCCUAUCCUGCUAUCGACUGGGCCAUGGGUGUUUAUAUUGGUUAGGAGUUGGUUCAGCGGCGUGGAAAAGGUGGAAGUACCUGCAGCAGUCUGGCGAUGCAAGGAUUGAAAAACCACAUAUUAUGACCCCAUGUCGCUACCUUCCGCCAAAGCUAUCUACUUCUGGAACAACCGAUACUAGAUCAACAUUAACAACCGAAGAUCCCCAAAGUAGAUUACAAAGUGGCACAUUCUGCACAAGCUGCUUCGCCUGGACGAAUAACUGUUACUGGCGAUGCUAUACUUGUAAUGAUGGCGACUGGGGGUUUUGUAAUUCUUGUGUUAAUCAAGGAAAAUGUUGUACUCACCCAAUCGUCCCUAUGAGCUAUGAGCCCAGAUCUCGACAGAGACUAUCCACAAAUAACAAUCAAAAACCCCCCUCAGCUCUCAUCCUCAGCGGACCUGGUGUCACGGAUCUCGGUCCCUUUAAACCUCUUUCUUUUUCCACCAAAUGUGAUAUCUGUCGCUAUCCGAUCCAGCCCUCUCAGACUCGCUAUCAUUGUUUUUCUUGUUCAAGUACAUUUUCUGACUCAACUCCGGGUGACUAUGAUAUAUGCACAAACUGUUAUCCCAAGCUUAUUUGGACACGCCGUAUCAGUAUUGAGAAUGGUCCCAGUGGCUGGAGGCGCUGUUUACAGGGACAUCGCAUGGUUGUAGUUGGAUUUGAAGAUAAAUUUGGUGGACAAGCGCGCACUCUUGUCGAAGAUAUGGUUGGUGGAAGAUGUUUGCGACAAAAGUCGUACAAUUCUAUCGAGCUUAAAGAUCAAGAACUUCAGCUAUGGAGCUGGGGCGAUGGAGUUCAUGUUAGCGGCGACGAUGCCCAUAAAAAGAUAACAACAACAGAUGUUUCUAAAACCCCACCGGUCUCAGUGCCGGCUCAGACACAAGAUAUAUCUUUUCCACCUAAUGGUGGCACUGGUAUGCGCGUGGUCGCUAAAUGGGGCUGGUAUCCGGUUAAAGGCGUAGAUGACGAACUUCUCUUCCCUCGUGGUGCUGAGAUCAGGGAGUGUAAGGAUGUAAAUGGCGAUUGGUUUUAUGGCAGUUACAUGGGUCGGCAAGGUCUUUUUCCCUCGAACUAUGUAAGAGUUAUUGAUGGCACUUCUUGA
Molecule: messenger RNA, 2886 nt
Organism: Blumeria graminis f. sp. triticale
Lineage: Eukaryota; Fungi; Ascomycota; Leotiomycetes; Helotiales; Erysiphaceae
Source: the annotation of a GenBank genome assembly